This is a messenger RNA of Lytechinus pictus (painted urchin), 3573 nucleotides long. RefSeq lists its product as uncharacterized. The coding region runs from base 126 to 1148 and encodes 340 amino acids. The transcript has 6 exons. The record is from RefSeq and is a predicted model, not a curated record. NCBI's taxonomy places the organism in Eukaryota, Metazoa, Echinodermata, Echinoidea, Temnopleuroida, Toxopneustidae. Gene Ontology annotation, cellular component: sarcoplasmic reticulum; apical plasma membrane; mitochondrion. Gene Ontology annotation, biological process: negative regulation of apoptotic process; regulation of actin filament polymerization.
AGAACUAGAAUGAAUCCAGAGACUAGACAUGAGCGCAUUUGUUUCUGUAUUUUGUAUGAUGACGCAACAACACCAUACCGGUAUUUAUUGUAUAAUGCAGGUUGACGGUCGAUCAAGGAUGAAAGAUGUCAAAAUUCGAUGAUAUAUUUAGCUCAUUUUUUGGUUCGGGAUUUCAUCCUGGAGGUGACAGAGAGGAUCCGUACACUGAGGACGGCGAUCAGACUCCUUUCCGUGGAUUUUUUUCAUCCCCUUGGAGCUUCCACAACGGACCAUCACACGACAUGGAUGAUGAUGAUGAAGGGCAGUCUGGGGGACAAGGACCAUUCCCAGGGGGUGGUGGUUUCUUCUCAUUCAACAAUGAGAUGAAUGACAUGUUCAGACUCUUCGAUGAUAUGUUCAAGAGCUUUGGUAUCACAGAUUUUCCUCCUCUAGAUGUUCCCAGGGUACCUCCACUAGCCUCUGUCCAACCCGAGAUGAAAUCCCCAAGAGAUCACAUGCUGAAAGAGCCAGAUUCUACAGACAGUCCAGAACCGGGUUCAGUCAAGCCUAAUACUGCUACCAAAGAACCACUCUCAUGGUUUGAUGAGCUGAGAAAAGGAAAGACUAUCUUCUCUGUUCCUCCUGAUGAUAAAAUCUCUCCCUCGACUUCAGAAAAGAAAGAUUCAGAUCUUGAUGAUGUCAUCAAGCAAGGUGAGAUGGAGAGAAUAUUUGGAGGGAGGUCAUCAAGGAAUCCUUCAAACGAUCAGCGACAGAGCUCUUAUUCAAGGAGUAUAUCAAUUCAGACAAUUAGAAAACCAGAUGGGACCUUUGAAACGAGACGGACUGAACGGGAUGGCCAAGGCAACGUGACCACGACCGUGACCUCGGGUUCAGACGAUGCACCUCCUUCGGGGAGAAUUGAUCCAAGGAAUGCAGAACCCUGGGGUAUGCAUCCCUGUAGACCAAGUAUAUUCUGGCCUUUUACCAAGAGAAAUCCAGGAAAUGAUAGGUUUGAGAGCAAGGGGUCUAGGAUUGGAGGUGGUCCAGAUCCUUGGAGGCCAGGAACACCCUGGCAAGGUUCCAGGAGGUAUCCCGGUCCAGUGAGGCAGGAGACGGAGAUGGACAAUUCUGUCUACAAGAAAUUCUUUGGAUCUUGGUUCAAGCAUUAAUGUUUUCAUGGCAAAUGUGUGCCUUCAAGACAAUGGGGAAUAAUGCAAUUUAAGUAAUAAUCAUUAAGAUCGAUGAUGUAUUCAACCUUCGAAGGUUGGACUCAGAAGUUGUAGAAUGACAAGCUGAUAAGCAAGUACAAUUUUAAGAUCCUCUGUAAGAAGACAUUACAUUUUGGGGUUGGCAAGUGUUUCUUCAACUGGAUUGAGAAAUUUCUAUUUGAAUUGCUAAUGCCUUGUUGAAUUAUAUAAGAGAUUGCACCAGUGUUGUACCGUGCAAUGCUCUAUAUCCUCAUCCAAAUCAUAUUGUUGCAGAAUUUAUAUGGGAGUUGGAAAUUGAUAAACCACUGUAAUGUAAACUCGCAGAGAUCUCACUGAUUUCACCAACUGUUUGUUUUCUCCUCUCAUUGACUCUGUAUAAAGGUUCUCACUUCAGUUCUUAAUUUCCCUCUCUCAGAAUGUAAAUCAACUAUCUGUACAUGCGUCUAUAUUCUCUCACAAGUGGGGAACAGCAAAUUGAAAUAAGCAGAGCUGACUUUUAGGUUAGACUGUCCCAUUUAUUAAUAAGAGCAGACAUUACAAGAAUAGACACAAUCCUCCUACAUUCAAUUGAAAUGGACUCCAAGACAUGCCCGGAGAAACUCUCCUCAAAUGCGAAUUACCUCCCCUUUUAACGAGAGCUAAAUUGAGCAAAGCAUCCUUGAGCUAGUUUCUAUCCCUCUCCCAAGAACAAGAUUCGUCCUCGGCGUAGAUGGGAUGCACACGACUGCAAGUCGGUCCUUGAUGUUGCAUAACACAAGGGCAUACUCUCUUGAUGAGCGAGACCCUGGACUUUAUAUGCAAAACAGAUCUGUCCUCAGCUUGAGGUCAGGCAAGGUCGCACGCGACAGAUCUGUCAUCGCUGGGCGAGGCCACGCGCGAAUGAGAGACUGUCCAUGUCAUUACGUAAGCGAAGCUUAAGGACAGUCGCUGUUAAGGAGCAAGGCCCAGGUCAUAAAUAAAGUCUGACCUCAGCUAGAAAGGUUGGAAGGACGCUAAGGCAGAUCGAGAUGUAACAUCCCGCAAACUAUGCCAAGGACUGUAUAUGUGGUUUACAAGCUCGAGAAGGCUUUGCUUUCACUGAAUACUGAGAAUGUUGAUAGUAGGAUACUACAAACACAAAUUUGUGUUAAUAUUCAUUAUUGAAAAUGGAGUAAAUAAAAUUUAGAGAAUUACAUAUUGCACCAAAAUAAAGCUGACCAUUAGGUCAGGGAAUUUAUUUGACUAUUGAAUUAUUUAAUUCCAAUUAUCUUGUUCAUGGAGAUGCCAGUUACAGUUUAUAAUAAGUUAAAUUUGAAGAAAAUAGAGUUCACUUCAUUCUGAACGAUUUUUUCAAUGCAUUGUGUAUGUGUUCAUAUAUCAGUAAGACUGAUAUAAGCUUCAGUGAUGAAAUAAACAGAAGACUUGAUACCAACACAAAGUUUAUUUGAUAAUCUCUUUGAUGACAGAAAACACUUAAUAUUAAAUAAAUACCAGUUGUGGUAACAAUCUCAAAAUGAGUUCGAACAGAAUCUAAUGAAAUUACAACAAAAUUGUAUGUAUGUAUAAAUAAAAAAUAUUUGCCAAAUAGCUCCGGAGGAAAAUGUGUAAUUGCUGAGUAAUGAGCAUGGAAUUCCAUCAAAUGUUGGGUAUUUUUCAAAGCAAUGUUAAUACACUGUCCCAUAUUUGCUUUUCUGUGUUAUUGAUCAUCAGAAUUAUCGAUUUUGAGCUAAGAUUUCAUGAUUUAGAAAAGAUAAGAUUACAUUAAUGUACCAGAUCUAGAUGUAUAAUAAUGUUUUGACAAUUAACCUGGAUUUAAAAGACAUGCUCCUCAUUGUUGGGUACCCAUGUACACCUGGGCAGAGAAUGGCAUAUGUAGACAGUUUACUUGCUAAAGGAAAUUAAUGCCGAGGUGGGAUUUGAAUCCCAGACCUUGUCGUUCAAAGUUGGAGGACUUUAAUACCCUUAGUUCCUUUUACACCUCUUGUAUCAUUUUCGUUUGUAGAAAAAAAAAAUCUUCUUGCAUUGCUUUAUAUUUUUAAUUUUCAAAGUUUAUGUACAUGAAGUACAAGGAGAUAGAUAAGCAAUGUGUCCCGGUUUUGUGUGAAGAACAAUAAUUUUGUUUUUGUCAAGCUGCCAAUUUUGAGGAUUUUAGUGAUAGCUUCAUAUCAAAACAUUUUUCUAGUGUUUUACCCUGACUAGGCCGGGCUUUUCAUUGCUAAGCUUUGUGUUAAGGGCCCCAUGUGUAUGUGUAUGUGUAUAAAUAUGCAUGUGUAUGUUUAUAAAUAUGCAUGUCUUCAGAGGUUUUAUUUUCGAAGAUAAAAUCAUAUUUUGCUUAAACUACAAUGCAGAAUUAUUAGAAACAGAAAUUGCAUUGAGGGUGCAGUAAAGUGAUAAUAUGAAAUACAAA